CCUCCUCUAGACUCUCCCCCAUCUUUAUAUUCCCCACUCUUGUCCUGCUACCUCUUUCAUAACCUCCGCAGUGAUUGUCAGGGAGAGAUGGAGUCAUCUCUGCUCUUCUCUCUUUUUUUGUGUGUGUGGGCCCUCAGCAGCCUGACAACAGCAUCAGUAGAGGCAACAGAACAGUGUCCGGAGAGAACCCUCGGCAAUGAAAGAAGACGAGCAUGCCCAAAAAAGUGUCAGCAGGACAAGGAGUGUGGAAACAAGCGCCAGUGUCUCUGUGAUGGGCAGUGUGGACUCAGCUGUGUUGCUCCAGGUCGGACUUGUCCGUGGCCUCUUCCACCUGGCAAACAUUUGGACGUAGCUCUCCUUUCCCCUUCACCCUCUUUCUCUGCUCUGCUUGAGAUCCGUUGUAAGACUGGGUACACCAUGCCUAACGGGUUGGAUGUAACAAUUCGCCGUUGCCAAGGUGACCGGCAGUGGAGUGGAGAUGAGCCUGUUUGUAUAGCCGCCUCCCAGGAGGAUGGAGGACAUGCAGCAAUGCCGGUUCUGGUGCCCGAGGCGUCCUGUUCUCUGCCUGACAAUGAUCUGCUCUCUGUGCAGGGCAGUGGGGCCGUGGGAUCCACCAUUCAGUACAAGUGUGCAUCUGGAUAUGUGCUGGUUGGGCAUAGUGAGAAUAUGUGUCAUGAGAACCAGACGUGGCAGUACCCUCACCCCAUCUGUCGCCGUCCGUCUUGUCCUCCUCCUCAGGAGGUUGAUCGUGGCCAUCUGGUGGCCAUCCAGAGAGCUGAGUAUGAGGUGGGUGACACAAUCUAUUACCUUUGCAAGAAGACCUUCUUGCUGGAUGGGCCGAAUCAAGUCACUUGUUUACCUAAUGGCACAUGGAGUGCAGUGCCUGCUUGCCGGGGUAAGAAAAGCUGGGCCCGUUGUCCAGUCCCAGCACAUCGUAGCAGGGUGAUAGUGGACGGGGUAAAGCGCUGGCCGUAUGAUUUGACGGACAGUAUGGUUGCUCAUGGAGAGAAUGUGACAUUUUUCUGUCAACAUCCUGAAAAGCUGUGUAGCUUCACUGCCACGGAGGUCUGUGUGGACGGACAGCUAACGGCACCUAGUUGCUAUCUUGACCCGACAUGGCUACAGUUUAAGCUCUUCCCUCAUCGACUGGUUUCUGAGAUUGAUGCAUGUGACCCUGCUGACCUCCAGUGAACUCAAAUGUCACUACAACAGAUUGCAUAAAUUAUAAUGCAUAAAUUGUCUUACUGUAAUACGCCAACUAUGGGGUAUCUUACAGAUUUUAAUACUGCUUGCGUUUUAUGUUGCAUUGACACUGUUACCUUAAACAGAGUGUGGUUAUGAAAUAAAGUUUGUUAUAUUGUAGUUGAUGUAUGGAAAUAACCUUAUACUUGUUUGAGCUUCUGGUACAAUUUGCCACUAGCUGCUUUUUUGUAUUUUAUUGUCACACAAAGUGCUUUCAUAGGCAGGAUAUUUAUCUCAUAUUUUAAUUCUUUGUUACCAAAGUGUUUUUCUGCUAUCUGAUAUAUAAUUUAUCUAAUUUGGCCAAAGCAAAGUCUGAAAUCAUGAACAAUGCUUUUUUACUAUAUUUCAAAAUGCAGUCAACAUAUAACGCUUUGUUUGUUUUAUUUGAUUUAUUUUAAUUACUGAUUAAUUACUUGAUAACAAUUGCUUGUCGACUGGACUGCUUUGUUUGGAUUACAUAAUGAAUAAAGAAAAGACUGGAAUUGUAUAAUAACAGAAAAUACUUGUGAACCUUAAUUGUUUCAUUAAAAAUGAUACAGCCCUCCA
Messenger RNA from Misgurnus anguillicaudatus (oriental weatherfish), 1788 nucleotides. It is a transcript of the gene ntd5, whose product is annotated as ntl-dependent gene 5. Gene Ontology annotation, cellular component: extracellular region. The record is from RefSeq and is a predicted model, not a curated record. Lineage: Eukaryota; Metazoa; Chordata; Actinopteri; Cypriniformes; Cobitidae. Gene Ontology annotation, molecular function: peptidase inhibitor activity.